Odobenus rosmarus divergens (Pacific walrus) is the source of this 5720-nucleotide messenger RNA. RefSeq names its product IQ motif containing GTPase activating protein 1 (gene IQGAP1). Gene Ontology annotation, cellular component: nucleus; cytoplasm. The record is from RefSeq and is a predicted model, not a curated record. The transcript has 38 exons. Gene Ontology annotation, molecular function: actin filament binding; calmodulin binding; GTPase activator activity. NCBI's taxonomy places the organism in Eukaryota, Metazoa, Chordata, Mammalia, Carnivora, Odobenidae. The coding region runs from base 59 to 5032 and encodes 1657 amino acids. Gene Ontology annotation, biological process: regulation of GTPase activity; regulation of actin cytoskeleton organization.
GCCGUCCUCGCCUUCAAGGUCUCACCGCUUCCUCAGCAGAGACCCGGACUCGGCCGCCAUGUCCGCCGCGGACGAGGUUGACGGACUGGGCGUGGCCCGGCCGCACUAUGGCUCUGUCCUGGAUAAUGAGAGACUCACUGCAGAGGAGAUGGAUGAGCGGAGACGUCAGAAUGUGGCUUAUGAGUACCUUUGUCAUUUGGAAGAAGCAAAGAGGUGGAUGGAAGCAUGCCUUGGUGAAGACCUGCCUCCCACCACAGAGCUGGAGGAGGGGCUGAGGAAUGGGGUCUACCUCGCCAAACUGGGAAAUUUCUUCUCACCUAAAGUGGUGUCCUUGAAGAAAAUUUACGAUCGAGAGCAGACCAGAUACAAGGCAACUGGCCUGCACUUUAGACAUACUGAUAAUGUGAUUCAGUGGUUGAAUGCCAUGGAUGAGAUUGGAUUGCCUAAGAUUUUUUACCCAGAAACUACAGAUAUCUAUGAUAGAAAGAACAUGCCAAGAUGUAUCUACUGUAUCCACGCACUCAGUUUGUACCUCUUCAAACUGGGCCUGGCUCCUCAGAUUCAAGACCUAUAUGGAAAGGUUGACUUCACAGAAGAGGAAAUCAACAAUAUGAAGAUUGAACUGGAGAAGUACGGGAUCCAGAUGCCCGCCUUCAGCAAGAUCGGGGGCAUCCUGGCUAACGAACUCUCAGUGGAUGAAGCCGCAUUGCAUGCUGCUGUUAUUGCCAUUAAUGAGGCUGUUGACCGUAGAAUUCCAGCUGACACAUUUGUGGCUCUGAGAAACCCGAACGCCAUGCUUGUAAAUCUCGAAGAGCCCUUGGCUUCCACUUACCAGGAUGUGCUUUAUCAGGCCAAGCAGGAGAAAAUGACCAACGCUAAAAACAGGACAGAAAACUCUGAGAGGGAAAGGGACGUUUAUGAGGAGCUGCUCACUCAAGCUGAAAUUCAAGGCAAUAUAAACAAAGUCAAUACAUCUUCCGCCUUAGCAAGCGUGGACCUGGCUUUGGAGCAGGGCGUGGCACUGGCCUUGUUCAAGGCCCUGCAGUCUCCAGCUCUGGGCCUUCGAGGGCUGCAGCAGCAGAACGGGGACUGGUACCUCAAGCAGCUCCUGAGCGACAGGCAGCAGAAAAGACAGGGUGGUCAGGCUGAUCCCCUACAGAAGGAGGAGCUCCAGUCUGGUGUGGAUGCUGCAAACGGUGCUGCCCAGCAGUAUCAGAGAAGAUUGGCAGCCGUGGCAGCAAUCAACGCUGCCAUCCAGAAGGGUGUUGCUGAGAAGACUGUUCUGGAGCUUAUGAAUCCUGAGGCCCAGCUGCCCCAGGUGUAUCCGUUUGCGGCCGAUCUUUAUCAGAAAGAGCUGGUUACGCUGCAGCAACAGAGUCCUGAGCACAGCCUCACCCAUCCUGAGCUGUCUGUAGCAGUAGAGAUGCUGUCAUCCGUGGCCCUGAUCAACAGGGCGCUGGAGUCGGGGGACAUGAACACAGUGUGGAAACAGUUGAGCAGUUCGGUGACAGGCCUUACCAAUAUCGAAGAAGAUAACUGUCAGAGGUAUCUCGAUGAGCUGAUGAAACUGAAAACUCAGGCACACGCAGAAAAUAAUGCAUUUAUUACAUGGAAUGACAUCCAAGCCUGUGUGGACCAUGUGAAUCUGGUGGUGCAGGAGGAACAUGAGAGGAUUUUAGCCAUUGGUUUAAUUAAUGAAGCCCUGGAUGAAGGUGAUGCUCAAAAGACUCUACAGGCCCUGCAGAUUCCUGCGGCCAAACUUGAGGGAGUCCUUACAGAGGUGGCCCAGCAUUACCAAGACACACUGAUCAGAGCAAAGAGAGAGAAAGCCCAGGAAACCCAGGACGAAUCAGCUGUGUUGUGGUUGGAUGAAAUUCAAGGUGGAAUCUGGCAGUCUAACAGAGACACCCAAGAAGCACAGAGGUUUGCCCUAGGAAUCUAUGCCAUUAAUGAGGCAGUGGAGAGUGGUGAUGUUGGUAAGACCCUGAGUGCCCUUCGUUCCCCUGAUGUCGGCUUGUAUGGAGUCAUCCCCGAAUGUGGUGAGACUUACCAGAGUGACCUUGCUGAGGCCAAGAAGAAGAAACUGGCAGCAGGAGAUAAUAACAGCAAGUGGGUGAAGCACUGGGUGAAAGGUGGAUACUAUUACUACCACAACCUGGAGACCCAGGAAGGAGGAUGGGAGGAACCCCCAGACUUCGUGCAGAAUUCAGUGCAGCUUUCUCGGGAGGAGAUCCAGAGCUCCAUCUCUGGGGUGACGGCUGCGUACAACCGAGAACAGCUUUGGCUAGCCAAUGAAGGCUUGAUCACCAAGCUGCAGGCUUGCUGCCGCGGGUACUUGGUUCGACAGGAGUUCCGAUCCAGGAUGAACUUCCUGAAGAAACAGAUCCCUGCCAUCACCUGCAUUCAGUCACAGUGGAGGGGCUACAAGCAGAAGAAGGCGUAUCAAGAUCGCUUAGCAUAUCUGCGCGCCCACAAAGAUGAAGUUGUAAAGAUUCAGUCUCUGGCAAGGAUGCACCAGGCUAGAAAGCGCUACAGAGACCGCCUGCAGUAUUUCCGAGACCACAUAAAUGACAUUAUCAAAAUCCAGGCUUUUAUUCGGGCAAACAAAGCUCGUGAUGACUACAAGACUCUCAUCAAUGCUGAGGAUCCUCCGAUGGUUGUGGUCCGAAAAUUUGUCCACCUUCUUGACCAAAGUGACCAAGAUUUUCAGGAGGAGCUUGAUCUUAUGAAGAUGCGGGAAGAGGUCAUUACCCUCAUUCGUUCUAACCAACAGCUGGAGAAUGACCUCAAUCUCAUGGAUAUCAAAAUUGGACUGCUCGUAAAGAAUAAAAUCACAUUGCAGGAUGUGGUUUCCCACAGUAAAAAACUUACCAAAAAAAAUAAGGAGCAAUUGUCUGAUAUGAUGAUGCUAAAUAAGCAGAAGGGAGGUCUCAAGGCUUUGAGCAAGGAGAAGAGAGAGAAGCUGGAGGCCUAUCAACACCUGUUUUAUUUAUUGCAGACGAACCCCACCUAUCUGGCGAAGCUGAUUUUUCAGAUGCCCCAGAACAAGUCCACCAAGUUCAUGGACUCUGUAAUUUUCACCCUGUACAACUACGCGUCCAACCAGCGAGAGGAGUACCUGCUCCUACGGCUCUUUAAGACCGCACUCCAGGAGGAGAUCAAGUCAAAAGUAGAUCAGAUUCAAGAGAUCGUGACAGGAAAUCCUACAGUCAUUAAGAUGGUUGUGAGUUUCAACCGAGGUGCUCGGGGCCAGAAUGCCCUGAGACAAAUCCUGGCCCCUGUCGUGAAGGAGAUUAUGGACGACAAGUCUCUCAACAUCAAAACUGACCCUGUGGAUAUAUAUAAAUCUUGGGUUAAUCAGAUGGAGUCUCAGACAGGAGAGGCAAGCAAAUUGCCCUACGAUGUGACCCCUGAGCAGGCUCUGGCUCAUGAAGAGGUCAAGACACGGCUAGACAACUCCAUCAGGAACAUGCGGGCCGUGACAGACAAGUUCCUCUCAGCCAUCAUCAGCUCCGUGGACAAAAUCCCUUAUGGGAUGCGCUUCAUUGCCAAAGUGCUGAAGGACUCGUUACAUGAGAAGUUCCCCGAUGCCGGUGAGGAUGAGCUGCUGAAGAUUAUUGGUAACUUGCUUUACUAUCGAUACAUGAAUCCAGCCAUUGUUGCUCCUGAUGCCUUUGACAUCAUUGACCUGUCGGCAGGAGGCCAGCUCACCACGGACCAACGCCGAAAUCUUGGCUCCAUUGCAAAGAUGCUCCAGCAUGCAGCUUCCAAUAAGAUGUUCCUGGGAGAUAAUGCUCACCUGGGCAUCAUUAAUGAGUAUCUCUCCCAGUCCUACCAGAAAUUCAGACGGUUUUUCCAAACUGCUUGUGAUGUCCCAGAGCUUCAGGAUAAAUUUAAUGUGGAUGAAUAUUCUGAUUUAGUGACCCUUACCAAACCAGUGAUCUACAUUUCCAUUGGUGAAAUCAUCAACACCCACACUCUCCUGUUGGAUCAUCAGGACGCCAUUGCUCCAGAGCACAACGAUCCCAUCCAUGAGCUGCUGGACGACCUGGGCGAGGUGCCCACCAUCGAGUCCCUGAUAGGAGAGGGUGCUGGCAAUUUAAAUGACCCCAAUAAGGAGGCGCUGGCAAAGACAGAAGUGUCUCUCACGCUGACCAACAAGUUUGAUGUGCCUGGGGAUGAAGAUGCGGAAAUGGAUGCUCGGACGAUCCUGCUGAACACGAAACGUUUAAUUGUGGAUGUCAUUCGGUUCCAGCCAGGCGAGACCUUGACUGAAAUCCUAGAAACCCCAGCCACCAGCGAACAGGAAGCAGAACAUCAGAGGGCCAUGCAGAGGCGUGCUAUUCGUGAUGCCAAAACUCCUGACAAGAUGAAAAAGUCAAAAUUUGUAAAGGAAGACAGCAACCUCACUCUUCAGGAGAAGAAGGAUAAGAUCCAGUCGGGCUUGAAGAAGUUAACGGAGCUUGGGACAGUGGACCCAAAGAACAGAUACCAGGAGCUGAUCAACGACAUUGCCAAGGACAUUCGGAAUCAGCGGAGAUACCGACAGAGGAGGAAGGCUGAGCUGGUGAAAUUGCAGCAAACGUACGCCGCUCUGAACUCGAAGGCCACUUUCUACGGAGAGCAGGUGGAUUACUACAAAAGCUAUAUCAAAACCUGCUUGGAUAACUUGGCCAGCAAGGGCAAGGUCUCCAAGAAGCCCAGGGAAAUGAAAGGAAAGAAAAGCAAAAAGAUUUCUUUGAAAUACACAGCAGCAAGACUGCAUGAAAAAGGAGUCCUUCUGGAGAUUGAGGACCUACAAGUGAACCAGUUUAAGAAUGUUAUCUUUGAAAUCAGUCCAACAGAAGAAGUCGGAGACUUUGAAGUGAAAGCCAAGUUCAUGGGCGUUCAAAUGGAGACGUUUAUGUUGCAUUAUCAGGACCUACUGCAGCUACAGUAUGAAGGCGUUGCUGUCAUGAAAUUAUUUAAUAGAGCUAAAGUAAAUGUCAACCUUCUGAUCUUCCUCCUCAACAAAAAAUUCUACGGGAAGUAAUGGAUCCGCUGCCGCCAGCCCAGAAGGAUGAAGGAAAGAAGCUCCUCACGGUUCCCUUUUUCGGUUCCUUCUUUCCUCAUUGGAAACAAAGACCUGGCCCACGACGAAGCCUCAACUCGAUACACUCCCAGCGCCACACUUCUCACCCCUCCCGCUCCGAUGGGACUUCUGUUGCCCUUUCUUCCCAGUGAAAUUGUGUUUCAGGCUUAGUCUGACCCUCUCGUUCCUUCAUUUUCUUCCGUCACUUAGGAAAGAGCGGAAGCUCCACUGAACUCUCUCUCCGUUGUUAAGGUCUGAGAGGCCGCAUGACUCUCUUGUAAGCUUCGGUGUUUGUGUGAAUUAGCAACAGGGGUGGUGGGACUUGAAUUCUUGCUAUUUGGAAGCGGGCGCGCUCAGCGCUAGUAACGGACACGCAUGGGAGGCACACAAACAUCUGCAGUCACUAGGUUUUCAUUUAAAGGUGACGCACCUUUACAUUUCCAUCCCAUUGGUCAAAUGGAAGGAUCCAGGGGCUUCUUGGUUCUCUUCCAUUCUGUUUUCCUUUAUGCGCAGGAGCUAACGGAAAUCACUGUUCUGUGCUCAAAGGAAACCUCUCUAGCAAAGGGGGAGACACGGCUUUUAAACGUCACCAUUAAACAUGAACCGUGCUGUUGGUGUAGCUCUCUGAUCGGCGGCCGGGAGAGGCCCA